Salvia miltiorrhiza (redroot sage) is the source of this 998-nucleotide messenger RNA. RefSeq names its product F-box protein At2g32560-like. Bases 514 to 774 code for a protein of 86 amino acids. Lineage: Eukaryota; Viridiplantae; Streptophyta; Magnoliopsida; Lamiales; Lamiaceae. The transcript is spliced from 4 exons. The record is from RefSeq and is a predicted model, not a curated record.
UUUACUCUAGCUGGUUUUGUGUCAUAAUUGACUUGUCAUACUUGUAAUCUAGACUAGCAAUAUGUUAAGCAUUACAAAUGGUUUCAAUGUUGAAUUACUAUUAUUCCAGUACCCCCGAUGUAAUCUAAACUAAUUAGUAUGUUAUUUGGGUGUAACAACUAAAAUUCUAUUUGGAGAUUCUUGUAUACAUAAUAGACAUACCUAGGAGAUUCUUCCAUAAUAAGCUUGUUUAGGAGAUUCUUGUAUAGAAGGUUUGUUUAAGAGAUUCUUGCAUAAUAGGCUUGUUAAGGAGAUUCUUGCUGAUAAAAAGGCUUGUUUAGGAGGUGCACAAGUGACCAUCUAUGGCAGAAGCUCUUGAAACGGAAAUGGGGUGAAGCCAUUGGUGAUGUUGCUUACAGAGAAUGGCAAUCUCAGAUUCCUUCACAGAGGGCUCUUCAAUUCUUGCAUUUCACUAAAAAAAUAAGCAAAUUCUUGCCCUUCUCAACCCUUUUCAGGUCUAGGUCUAAAUCAGAGAUGAAGGAUAAAAAAAAUACUUCUUUACCACAUAACUCACUCAUGUCUUGCUAUCUCGCUCUUGAAAGUGGAAAAUUCUGGUUUCCAGCUCAGGUUUUCAACAGAGAGGUAAAUUGGAAUGGGCAUGUGGGAUUUAUGCUUUCGUGUUAUGACACACAAUUAAGCUAUGGUUCAAUCUCAGACAAUUUUGUUGCUAGAUAUAAAAACCUUCUGUACAAGAAUCUCCUAAGUACUCUUGCUGUACAUGGAUCUAUUGAGUGAUGUUGACAUGGACAGAGUUAGUUUCGUAAGGUGUUGUAUGGGCAUAUUGGUUUAUGGUAGUUUUUUUUUUUUUUUUAAAUGUUAUUUUUGUUUUCUUUUGACUUUAGAUAGAACUAUUGUACUUAGCAUUUUGAUUAUCUUCGGAUAAGAAUUUUAUUACAAUGUUUAUUUUAGUACAAUGUUUGGAUGAUUAAUUAUUUAUAUAAUAUAUGUUUUAGAUUGUA